Messenger RNA from Erpetoichthys calabaricus (reedfish), 1561 nucleotides. RefSeq lists its product as uncharacterized. Gene Ontology annotation, biological process: regulation of apoptotic process. Bases 198 to 914 code for a protein of 238 amino acids. Lineage: Eukaryota; Metazoa; Chordata; Cladistia; Polypteriformes; Polypteridae. The transcript is spliced from 5 exons. The record is from RefSeq and is a predicted model, not a curated record.
UAUCAACAAAGAUUGAUAAAAAACACAAACCACUGCUGAUUAUCAGUACUGCUCCGAAUGGAACUACACAUUAUCUAUACUCCCUAUAAACCCUAAAUGAAAUGCUAAGAAAAAAUAGAAACUUUGAAUGGGAUGAAUAGGUUCUUAAAACAGGCCUUUCUUCACUACUAUUUAGAAAUUCUCAGAAGACUAUAGAAAUGCUGAGAACAUCAAGGAAAAAAGUGACAUUCGCGGACCAGCUGGCGUCCACGAGAGAAAUAAAUACAUCGUCAAAAAUGGGGCACCGUAAAGUUCUUCAGUCUUAUCUCCCUGUGAUUUUGAAAUGGCUCUCUGGGUUUCCACUUUCCUACAGAGUUUUAAAGAAGAAUGGUGUGUUAACCACUGAACAAAUUGGAGAAAUUGAGCUAGAGGACACUUCAGAGCACAAAGUAGUAAAGCUGCUUGAAAUUAUUCAAAAUGUUGAGCCUCAGGUUUUUGACUCUUUCUGCCAUAGUCUUGGAGAAAUGGGAUUUUUGUAUUUAGCUCAGACUCUACAGAGUGCAGUGAAGGAAAAAGGAUUGCCAUCUUCACCAGGCAAAUAUACCGAACCGAAAAACAUUGUGAAGAAUGUGGUUCCACUUUGCCUAUAUGACACAGCAGUGAAAGAGGAAACCCGAAUGAUCAACCAGAAAAUUCAGUACAUAAAUAAAGAAUACAGUAAAAGGUUAAAAGACCUUGAAGAAGAGCUAAUCUUGGUUGAAGAAGAGCGUGAUGAGAUGUUACGAGAAAUGCAUAAAAGGAAACAGCAAAAUGAAGAGCUGCGAGGUCUCAAUUUGGAGUUGCGAACCUUAGUGCACAGUCUACAACGCUCCAUCUUGGAUCACAUUACCAUAAAGAAUGUGGGAUAUGGUAUCAAGAUAAUGCCUCGAUCGUGACUUUGAUCCAAUUACAAAAACAAUUUGGGUUUGCUUUUCAACUGAAUAAUAGAAAUAAAAUACACCAUUGUUGAAAUCAGCUUUCUGAGACAAAACGCAGAGACCAUUCAGUCCAUCAAGCUUAUUUGGCUAAUAGUUAAAUUGUUAUAAUAUCUCUUCUUGACACAUUUUAAAAGUCACCCAGCCUUCCACUUCAACUACAUGACUGAAUAAUUUCUUUCAGAUUGCCACCAUACUUUGUGUGAAGAAGUGCUUUCGUGCUAUAAGUUUAAAUGCACUUCCUCUUCCCAUUGGUGGCUUUGAACUGGUGGGUCGCUAUCGAAUUGAAAGAUCUGUGGUGGAUCAACUUUAUCAAUGUCUUAGAGAAUUGUGAAGGCCCAGACUAGAUCUCCUCAUGUCCGUCUCUGCUUAGCACUAAAAAGGUUUAAUUUCCUUGGCCUGUUACAGUAGAACAUGCCCUUUUGUCCUGGGAUGCACCUGGUUGCUGUCCACUCCACAACUCCUAGUACCACUAUGUCUUUUUAUAGCAUGGAAACCAAAACUGCACACGAUAAUAUAGAUGUGGUCUCACUAGUGCAAUAUACAUCUUCAGCAUAAUGUCCUUUAAAUUAUACUAAACACUUUUAACAAUAAAAUCUAAUAUUAUA